AACAAUUUCGUUGCAUUCCGUUACUAUGUUUCUAAACUCAUGUUUUCAGCUACACAUUUGGUAUAAUUCACUAAAGGUAUAAGCGUAUGGUUUGCUAGCCACAAGUAUUCCUUUUCCCCCUUUUGACUUGAUAAGUUUGGUUAUGACGUCAGGUACCGCGAAAUCAGUCGAAUGCAGACGAAAAUUUCCUCGAGGGGCUUUUAGAGGACCCGCUAUUUGGAAGUGCGAAUUAUUGACAUUGAUACCUGGACAAAUACAACCAUUAGUGCGCUCUAAACGCAUGCUAUAAGUAAUUAUUUAUUUCGAGUGAGAGAUAAAGUUCUGCAAAUCUAUAAUGACAAGGUCGAAGAUAGAAUUAGGGGAUGUCACACCUCACAAUAUAAAGCAGCUGAAACUACUCAACCAAGUAGUCUUCCCUGUCUCUUAUAAUGAGAAAUUCUACAAAGACGUUUUGGAGGCUGGCGAACUUGCUAAACUUGCCUAUUAUAAUGACAUUGUGGUUGGGGCUGUAUGCUGUCGCCUAGAUACAUCUGAGAACUCACGCCGACUAUAUAUAAUGACUCUAGGGUGCUUAUACCCUUAUCGGCGUUUGGGUAUUGGUACUGUUAUGGUGCAGCAUGUGUUGAACUAUGUAUCUAAAGAUGGAAACUUUGAUUCUAUAUUCCUGCACGUCCAGGUCAACAAUGAAGGAGCUAUUGAUUUUUACAAAAAAUUUGGCUUUGAAGUAGUGGAAACUAAAAAACAUUACUAUAAACGCAUUGAGCCAGCUGACGCACACGUCUUGCAAAAAACUUUACGCCCAGUAACGACUGCUAACCAUCAAACAACCAGCCAAUGAAAAAUUAACUUCAUCCAUCAAUAUGCCAUCAUCUGUUUUCAUCGUAUAAUGUUAUCUGCUGUACAAAUUGUCAAUAAAGAUUGUUCCUCGUAA
Athalia rosae (coleseed sawfly) is the source of this 931-nucleotide messenger RNA. RefSeq names its product probable N-acetyltransferase san (gene san). NCBI's taxonomy places the organism in Eukaryota, Metazoa, Arthropoda, Insecta, Hymenoptera, Athaliidae. The coding region runs from base 335 to 838 and encodes 167 amino acids. The transcript has 5 exons. Gene Ontology annotation, cellular component: NatA complex. Gene Ontology annotation, molecular function: acyltransferase activity, transferring groups other than amino-acyl groups. Gene Ontology annotation, biological process: mitotic sister chromatid cohesion. The record is from RefSeq and is a predicted model, not a curated record.